Messenger RNA from Chanos chanos (milkfish), 1658 nucleotides. Its product is annotated as thrombomodulin-like. The transcript has a single exon. Gene Ontology annotation, molecular function: calcium ion binding; transmembrane signaling receptor activity. Bases 24 to 1658 code for a protein of 544 amino acids. NCBI's taxonomy places the organism in Eukaryota, Metazoa, Chordata, Actinopteri, Gonorynchiformes, Chanidae. Gene Ontology annotation, cellular component: membrane. The record is from RefSeq and is a predicted model, not a curated record.
CGCUACUUAAUACGCAAAGAACAAUGAGGGAUUAUAUUCGAGUGGUCUUGACUGUGGCGGUUUUAACGAGAGUUAAGGGGAAGUCUCCUUAUAUUGGUUUUUGUGGCGAGGACAGUUGCUUCACUGUCUUCAAAGACGAGGCAAACUUCGCAACUGCACGAGAAGUUUGUCAGGGUAAACAAGGGGAUCUAAUGACGGUGCGAACAGCAAAUACGAAUUAUGUCUUGUCACGAUUAUUAAAUGAUCUUCCUGGGGAUUUCUGGAUUGGCCUCAAAUACUCUGGUGAACGGUGCUCUGAUGCAUCGAGUGUUUUGAAAGGUUAUACUUGGACAACGGGAGACAACACAACCGAUUACAAAAACUGGAAAAAUAAUGACAGUGUGUGUUCUCCACACUGCGUAUCAGUGUCCCGCGAAGAUCUCACAUGGACUGAGCGACCUUGCAGCGACAGAAUUGAAGGAUAUCUGUGUGAGUACAAGGAUCCCGAGAUGUGUGACAGGUUGCCAUCUGACUCUGAAACAUCGGUUAUAUAUAGAACACCUGUGGGACUUGAAGGAGAGAAUCUCGCUUCGCUUCCCCAAGGAAGCAUCGGAGAGCGUUUGCCAGAAGGAACAAAGUAUCUUUGUUUUUCCCGUACGUGGCGUAAAGGUCCUUGGAGCUGUGAAGUUUUCUCAGGUGGCUGCGAACAAAACUGCGCAAUGAAUGGCACAGACUACCAGUGCACCUGCUCGGACGGGUAUGUAAUAGCAGAAAACGGAAUUAGCUGCAUCCAAGCACCAGAAGACCCCUGUGAUGAAGCUGGAUGUGCACAGCGAUGCUCUAAGGUAAAUAAUACAGUUCAGUGUCAUUGUGACCAUGGAUACGAACUGGGCAAAGACGGGAAGAGUUGCAAUGACAUCGAUGAAUGUGCCGAUAAAAGUCGGUGUUCAGGAGAACACAUGGAGUGUGUCAACACAUAUGGUUCAUUUGAGUGUCGCUGCGAGAGCGGCUACGAGAUGAAUAAUAACAAAUGUAUUGAUAUAGACGAGUGUGUGAAUAGCCCCUGCGAGCACAGCUGCGUCAACACAGAGAGCAGCUACUAUUGUACAUGCUUUGAUGGAUAUAUUAUUUCUUCUGAGGACGGAAACCGAUGCGAACUUCACUGCUCUCAGAGAGAGUGCCCUGCGGUGUGUGAUGUAAACAAUGACUUUCACUGUGACUGUCCAGACAACUACAUUCUCGAGGAGAGGCGGACAGGAAGGUAUUGCGUCGACAUUGAUGAGUGCCUAAGUUCUUACGUGUGUGAUCAGCUCUGCGAGAACACAUUCGGUGGUUAUGUGUGUUCCUGUGAGGAAGGAUUCGAGCUUGUCGAUGAUCACGAGUGUAUAGACAAUUCGAGUUUCACAACCCCUUACGACCUCUUUACGCCUACUGUCGGACCCACGACCCCCUCUGGCGUGUCAGCUGGUGGUCUUCUAGGAAUAUUGAUAAUGAUAGUGUUGACCAUUCUAUUAAUUGUACUUGUAGUUCGGCACAUAUGUAAGGGUCAUAGCAAAAAGCGUGACCUAAAAAUCCAGCAAAAGAGCGGCGAGGAUUUCAGCGAUUUAGAGCAAGUAACGCUGGACAAAAACAUGAAGAAAUCGUCGGUUCCUGACAGGCAUUUAAAAGAAGUCGUCUAA